ACUACACUCUCAAUCUACUAGAGAGUAGAUAUCCUUAUUAAUUGUCUUCCUUUAUCAGACAACUAACAGAGGGGAAAAGAAAAAAAAACAGAAAAGACAUCCCAACCUCUGCCAGGCACAUAUUGGCCUACAAUGUUUCUUGUUGGCCUUUCUGAAGUGGAUGAAGCUACUAAUUUUGGAAUAAAAAAACAUGAUCAUUCAACUGUGGCUGCGCUAUCAACGUUAUGCUUUUGAAGUAGGAAAAUGUAUUGUCAAAGAAACAAUGACUUGAUUGGCCACAGUGACUCCUACCCAAUCCACAAUACUUUUCAAGAAAUGCAAGGAUCAUGCUUUCAAUGGAGUGGAGUCAUUAGUUGCUUAAUUUCGUCUUAACAUUAGACAACUAGGUAAAAGAGGGAAAAUUUAGCUAGAUGCCCCUUUCAACUUAUAGAACAAAUACAAUCUGGACCACAUUAUUCUAGGCAGACACAUGAUCAUAUCAGUCAUUUUCCUCCCUCACAUGCCUUCUCUUGAUAUUACUACCGCGGUCAGUAACAAGUGGCUACACUAGAAAAUAUCUGUACCUCUGCAAGAUAAGCAUGACAAAGACACAGGGGAGCAGUAGCAAAAUAUCUAGAAAACCAUCAAUAUAGUUUCCUAGUAGGUCCGACCAUGUAGCAAAGGAAAAGGACACCAGCGGUGAACUCAGAGCACCUUCAGUCUUUGUGAUGCAGGGAACAAAAAAUUUCACUGAUGUGACGCAUUAUCUUAUGAAAGACUAAUAAUUCAUUGGUAAUUAUAUCAGUAUUGUGAUUAUGAUGCUAUUAAACUGUCGCUAUAAUCAUGAUUUCCUUGUCUUAAAAUUUUUUCCUACACAACCACAGUGAAUAUCCUUUCAUGUCAAUCUUUUUUAUUUCUUGGGCUGUGCAGAUUCCCCUACCUCUUCUCAUGUCGGUGACUCCACCCAUCUCAAUCUAGCAUUAGCAACUGCAAACUACCUAAAUCCAUGCAUGUCUUCAGUGUUAUUGGGGAAAGCAAGGAUCUUUACCUCGGUUCGUGAAGGCAACACCUCGGCUGUUGAAAGGUUCCUGAGCUGCAAAAAUUUCCAAAUAGGAAUUCAUAGAUUCUUUGCUGGAUGAUUGCCCCAAAAGAGUAUUCUUAGAGAGAUUGGCAGGAAUCUAAAGCAAGAUAGAGGCAAAAGGCACACAAGUCUUUCUUACACUUAACACUUGCAGCCUAUUUGAUUGUUUUCCUUUCUGCCCCAUUUCGUCGAACACCUUGUAGACGAUCGCAUGAGGGUACUAAGGGGCAGGCACCUGGGAGGCUUCUCGGAGGCGCCGCCGGGGGCCAACAGGACAGGGCCGCCGUACGUCGCCGCCGGGGGUAGCAACGCCAACUUCGACACCAACAUGGUCAUCAUCCUGGCGGCGCUGCUGUGCGCGCUUAUAUUCGCGCUGGGGCUCAACUCGAUCGUGCGGUGCGCGCUCCGGUGCGGGCGGCGGCUGGCGUUCGAGACCCCCGAGGAGGCGUCCACGCGGCUGGCGGCGACGGGGCUCAAGCGGCAGGCGCUCCGCCGGAUCCCGGUGGCUGUGUACGGCGAGGGAGCAGACAUCCCGCCGGCGACCGAGUGCCCCAUAUGCCUCGGCGAGUUCGCGGACGGGGAGAAGGUCCGGGUGCUCCCCAAGUGCCACCACGGGUUCCACGUCCGGUGCAUCGACAAGUGGCUCGCGUCGCACUCCUCGUGCCCCACGUGCCGGCGCUCGCUGCUGGAACAAGGCGCCGGGGAAGGGGCGGAGGCGGUAGGCCAGGAUGUGUGGCGGAGCGGCGGAGACGCCGGCGAGUACGGCCAGCUUGCGCUUCCCUAGUACAAGUAGUAAUCUGUGGGAUUGUGCCUGGUUUCGAAUGGCAGAAACAUGUAUAUACCGGAGAAUUCGUAAUGUUUUUCGAAGAAUAUUUAUCAUUGGAAAUUUUGUAGUGCAGAGAAAAACAGAGAAAGGAAAAAAAAGGUAACGAAAUACUUUUUUCUUCUCA
Zingiber officinale is the source of this 2010-nucleotide messenger RNA. RefSeq names its product RING-H2 finger protein ATL74-like. The transcript is spliced from 2 exons. Lineage: Eukaryota; Viridiplantae; Streptophyta; Magnoliopsida; Zingiberales; Zingiberaceae. Gene Ontology annotation, biological process: protein ubiquitination. Gene Ontology annotation, molecular function: transferase activity. The coding region runs from base 1272 to 1844 and encodes 190 amino acids. The record is from RefSeq and is a predicted model, not a curated record.